Elephantulus edwardii (Cape elephant shrew) is the source of this 1071-nucleotide messenger RNA. RefSeq names its product TERF1 (TRF1)-interacting nuclear factor 2 (gene TINF2). Bases 1 to 1071 code for a protein of 356 amino acids. The record is from RefSeq and is a predicted model, not a curated record. Gene Ontology annotation, biological process: telomere capping; regulation of telomere maintenance via telomere lengthening. Gene Ontology annotation, molecular function: telomeric repeat DNA binding. Lineage: Eukaryota; Metazoa; Chordata; Mammalia; Macroscelidea; Macroscelididae. The transcript is spliced from 6 exons. Gene Ontology annotation, cellular component: shelterin complex.
AUGGCCACACCCCCAGGAGUAGGUCCUGCUGCUCUGCGUUUCGCUGCUGCAGCCACCUGGCAAGUUGUGCGGGGACGCAGCGUGGAGCUGUUUCCACGGGUACUGGAGUUUCUGCAGUCUCUGCGCUCUGCUGCCCCUGGCUUGGUCCGCUACCGGCAUCAUGAACGCCUGUGUUUGGGCAUACGGGCCAAGGUGGUGGUCACGUUGAUCCUGCAGGGUCGGCCAUGGACCCAGGUCCUGAAUACCCUGAAUGACUACUUCCCAGAGUGUGGACAUAAAGUGCAGAACCCAAAAGUGACUGAAAAAGACUGGAAAAAGAUCUUGGAAGCACAGGAAACCUUUUGCCAGCAGAUUAAGGAGCUGGCAGAGGACCCCGUGGAUAUGACCUCAAAGUUGCAGGAACUUGAACAAGAGUAUGGAGAACCCUUUCUGGCUGCCAUGGAAAAGCUGUUUUUUGAGUACUUGUGUCAGCUGGAAAAAGCACUUCCCAGACUACAGGUGCAACAGUUUCAGGAUGUCCUAAGUUGGAUGCAGCCUGGUGUUUCCAUUGCCUCUUCUUUUGCCUUGAGCCAGUAUGGUGCAGACAUGCAGUGGCCACUUUCAGUGCGCACUGCUACCCAUUCAGUGACCGUGACUCAGCCUAUAGAGCCGAAGUCUCCUCAGCAACCAAGACCAGCACUUUGCAGUCCUUUGUCAAAAGCCAAAGGUUCAUACAUAUCUCAGAAAGCAGCCUCAAGGAAGGAUUCAGAAUCCUUGGCUGGCCAUCAUUUCAAUCUGGCCCCUAUAGGCCAGCGAAGAAUUCCAUCACGAUGGUCAUCCAUUAGAGGGAGCCAAAAGGAGCGCCCCACCGUCAUGUUGUUCCCCUUCAGGAAUCUAGGCUCAUCAACCCAGGUUAUAUCUAAGUCUGAGAAUAGAAGACAACAUGGGGCACACAAAAAAGAUCUAGCAGGUGCUGUGAGCACAGAGGCAGACUCUGCAGGAAAACCCAAAAGCCCAUCCCAGACCCUGGCGGAAAAGGUGCUAAAGGAAAAUGCUGAAGUUGACUCACCUGCCUCUGAACAAAAGGAGUAA